UUGUGUUACACAGAGAAGAAGAAUAAUAAACUAUCCUCGUGUGAGAGGACGUUGAUCAGACUCGAUGAAAGUGUCGUUUAUGUACACGCAGAAUAAAGAACUCCACGAAGCUCAAACACCUUAACAGGUUAUGGUGCCCAGGAACCCCAGAGAUUCCAGCCAACUCAAGCAAACAAGGCCAGGUAGCGUUGAGUCGACGCACGGACAGAGAAGCCAAGAAAGUUUGCAGGUGUGGACUUGAGCUAACAGAGGAGAACUGCUUGACCAAGGAUAAAGGUAUUGCAAACGUGAAGUAUUACACGGAGCAUAAAAGUGACUUUAGCCAAUAAAGUAGCGUGUACCCUCGAAGAAGAAGUAACCGCGGUAAAGUUUGAGCUAAUUAGCAUAGCAUAGUGCUAAAGUGCGGAGCUUAAACAAAUAUGCCGGCUCGUACUACUGGAGCAGUAUCCCCGCAACUGUACUUUGAUGGAUCCGAAAGCAAGUAUGACCUUUGGGAAGCAAGAUUUUUGGGACACUUACAUAUUUUAAAGUUGAAAGACACUGUUCUAAAUGAACCAGUAGGAGAAGAGCAAGCAGCAGCGGACAGAAUAAAGAAUCCAGACUGCUAUGCAGAGCUCAUCAGGUUGAUCGAUGAUAAAAGCUUGUCUUUAAUAAGACAUGAUGCUGCAUACGAUGGCAGGAAAGCACUGAAAAUACUGAGGGACCAUUACUCAGGAAAAAGCAAGCCACGAAUAAUCAACCUGUACACGUCCUUGACAAAACUACGGAAAGCAGACAGAGAGUCAACUACGGACUACAUCAUCAGAGCAGAAAACCUGAUUACAGCACUUCGUGAUGCCGAUUUCAAAAGAAGAUUACGUAUUUACGAAGAGUCAGAGAAAAUUAGUACUGCUGAGCCAACAGACAAUGUGAUGAAAACGUUCACAAAACAAGAUAGAAAUAUCCAGAAGAAGUACACCAGCAGCACUCAAAGUAGAAGUGAAGAUGGAGAUCUGACAUGUUUCAAAUGUGGAUUAAAAGGACACAGAGCAAGAAUGUGUAUCCGAAAAGUGUGGUGCAACUUUUGUAAGAGCAACACACACCAAGAAACCAUAUGCAAAAAGAAAGAUAAACGAGACAAUGUCAGAAAGGUUACUGAUGAACAAUCCAAUGAUUACCUCUUCAAAGCAGCACAAGAAGAAAGUGAGUCAGCACCCAAAAUAAAGAUGAAAGGCAUUAUGGUGGAUGCAGGAGCGACAUCCCACAUUGUAAAUGAUGUAAAUAACUUUACAAGCUUUGACAACAAUUUUCAACCAGAGACUCAUUCAGUGGAACUAGCUGAUGGGACAAGAUGCAGUGGAAUGGCCCAAGGAAGAGGAACAGCAACGAUACAUCUAGUGGACAGCGAUGGAUGA
Messenger RNA from Nerophis lumbriciformis (worm pipefish), 1394 nucleotides. Lineage: Eukaryota; Metazoa; Chordata; Actinopteri; Syngnathiformes; Syngnathidae. The record is from RefSeq and is a predicted model, not a curated record.